Molecule: messenger RNA, 1262 nt
Organism: Prunus dulcis (almond)
Lineage: Eukaryota; Viridiplantae; Streptophyta; Magnoliopsida; Rosales; Rosaceae
Product: bifunctional epoxide hydrolase 2-like
Exons: 5
Coding region: 114-1055 (313 amino acids)
Molecular function (GO): hydrolase activity
Source: RefSeq, a predicted model, not a curated record
UACUACUGGAAAGCAAAACUGCAUCUAUACAUUGAAUUUAUUCUCUCCUCUUCCCCCUCAUCUCUUCUCCUCUCUGUUUCAUCUUUCUUUCGCCCUUCAAUCUUCUCGCCCUCAUGGAAAAAAUUCAGCACACAAAUGUGCAAGUGAGAGAACUAAAGCUUCAUGUAGCUGAAAUCGGAAGCGGUCCAAAGGUGGUGCUUUUCUUCCAUGGAUUUCCGGAAAUCUGGUACACAUGGAGGCAUCAAAUGGUUGCUGCGGCAAACAAAGGGUAUAGAGCAAUAGCCUUUGAUCACAGGGGCUAUGGACUUUCGGAGCAGCCAGCUGAACCUGAAAAGGCAACCUUGCUCGAUCUUGUUGACGAUGCUGUUGCUCUUUUAGAUUCUUUGGGCAUUAACAAGGCUUUUAUUGUAGGGAAGGAUUUUGGAGCUCUGUCUGCAUACCGAGUAGGUGUCCUCCACCCAGAGCGGGUAUCUGCAAUCAUAACAUUAGGAACACCUUUCAUUCAGCCAGGUCCCUCUGUUGUCCAAAAUCAUCCCCUCCCAGAAGGUUUCUACAUAUCAAGGUGGCAGGAGCAGGGGCGGGCAGAAGCAGAUUUUGGCCGCUUUGAUGUGAAGACAGUGAUAAGGAACAUCUAUAUUCUCUUCUCUAAAAGUGAGAUCCCAAUAGCUGCUGCUGAUCAAGAAAUCAUGGACUUGAUUGACCCUGCUACUCCUCUGCCACCAUGGUUUUCCGAGGAAGAUCUCUCUGUCUAUGCAUCUUUAUAUGAGAAAUCUGGAUUCUGUUUUGCACUGCAAGUUCCCUAUAGAAAACUAAAAGUGGAUCGCAGCUUAAUUGAUCCGAAAGUGUCAGCUCCAUCACUGCUUAUCGUGGGUGAGAAGGACUACAGCUUAAAGAUGCCGGGAGUGAACAACUACAUACGGACGGGGGCAAUGAAGCAUCUUGUGCCCGAUUUGGAUGUUAAAUUCAUUGAGGAAGGGACUCAUUUUAUGCAUGAACAAUUUCCGGAGCAAGUUAAUCAGCUAAUCAUUGCCUUCCUUGGCAAACAUGGUGCAUGAUGCAGAUGCUUAGUGUGCCUGAGGAACAAUAAUAAUCCAUGAGAGAAGAAUAAUGUCAUGUAUGCAUGGUAUAUACUAAAAAGACUGGGCCUUAUUAACUUUAGGCUAGAAUAUCACUGCCAAAAGAAAGAAGAUAAGUUUUUUCUUUCAUGUUUGGAAUUAACAAAUUACUUAUUAUGUAAUGUUUAUCUGGAUUUCACAUGGGCA